AUGGCCAACCUGCAAAUGGUUUACGAGACUGUCAGCGCCCAGCUGGCGGUCCUUUCCCAGGCAACGGCUGACUUGUACCUCGAGGGAGUAAAAGAAGCCGCUGACCUUGUUCAUCACCAACAAUUCAUUGUUAUCGUCGUGCCGCCCAAGGUCCUGGGCGAGUUUCAAAAACUCCUUGAAGAUGUUACCAUAAUUCUUCACACGAUUGAGUCCAACCUCACGCCUGCCCUGGCUCGUCUCACCCCCCUCAUCGUCGAGGAGGUCAAGGCGUCGAUUCGUGACGCACUGCCACCGUGCAACGACUGGACGCCUAUCAACAUUAAUCACGCGUCGCUCCGCAUCGUGGCCCAGGUUCCCGGCCGUAUUUUCAUUGGUGCUGAGCUCAGCCGCUCCGGGGAGUACCUGGACGCUGCCGUCAACUACACCGUCGAGGUGAUGGAAGCCGUUCGCGCUCUCGACACAGUGCACCCCUGCCUGCGCCCACAGCGCCUGGCGCUGGCAGACGAGUUGCUGCGCCCCGUCGUUGCCGCCCACCGGCGUAUGGAGGGCAGCGAAAAGCCAGACGACAUGCUGCAGUGGCUCAUGAACGGACAAGACAGUCUAAUCUUCGUGGCCGUUCACACCACGGGUGUCACCUUGACCAAUGCCCUACCCGCAACAUUCCCCGAACUUCGCGACGAAAUCCGGCCCGUUCUGGCCGAGCAUAAAGACGUCCUUAACAACUCGACGCUGCAGGCCAUGAAGAAGGUCGACAACUUCCUCAAGGAGACGACGCGACUGCAACUCUUUGGCUUCGACGCCAUGCAGCGUCAGGUCAACAAGACGUUCACCUUGUCCAACGGCCAGGUCAUCCCGGCUGGCGUGGUCGUCCAGGUUUCUUCAGCAACCAUCAGCCGGGACGCCGACAUCUUCCCGAACCCUGACAAGCUCGAUCCCUGGCGCUUCUUCCGGUUGCGGGAGGAGGCCCGGGCGCGGGCGCUGAUGAUUGUGCCCAGUCUGUUCCUGAAUUACGACAUCAGGUUGCCCGAAGGAGUUCAGGAGAGGUACCCGAAUCUCUCGUUCGGGCCAACGCUACACCCCAUACGCCGGAGACCAUGUGCCGGGAUCACAUGCUAA
This is a messenger RNA of Parathielavia appendiculata, 1116 nucleotides long. Its product is annotated as cytochrome P450. The record is from RefSeq and is a predicted model, not a curated record. Gene Ontology annotation, molecular function: monooxygenase activity; oxidoreductase activity, acting on paired donors, with incorporation or reduction of molecular oxygen; iron ion binding. Bases 1 to 1116 code for a protein of 371 amino acids. Lineage: Eukaryota; Fungi; Ascomycota; Sordariomycetes; Sordariales; Chaetomiaceae. The transcript has 8 exons.